AUGGCUCGUUUCGCCCAGUAUGCUCUGGCUGCGUCCGAAGAGGCGCUGCAAGAUGCCGGUUGGAUGCCAUCGACGUUCGAACAGAAGGAAUCCACGGGCUAUCGAAAGGUCUCGCCGUUAUUCGUCCCCAAGCUUCUCAUCAACCUCGGCGCCGGUCAUAUCUCCAUGAAAUAUGGAUUCAUGGGCCCCAACCACGCCGCCACAACGGCAUGUACCACCGGCGCGCACUCUAUCGGAGAUGCGGCACGCUUCAUCGCGUGCGGCGAUGCGAAUGUCAUGCUCGCUGGCGGGGCGGAGUCGUGCAUUCACCCCCUGGCCAUCGGAGGGUUCGCGCGAGCCCGCAGUCUGGCAACCAGCUACAAUGACACCCCCGACAAGGCGUCGCGGCCGUUCGACGCAGACCGUGAGGGGUUCGUGGUUGGGGAAGGCGCCGCCAUGGUGAUUCUCGAGGAACUGGAACACGCCAAGGCUAGAGGCGCCCACAUCUAUGCCGAGCUGAAAGGAUACGGCUGCUCGGGUGAUGCGCACCACAUGACGGCGCCCAAGGAAAACGGCGAAGGCGCCCUCCUCGCCAUGAGGAAAGCCCUGAAGAACGCACAGCUGCCGCCGUCCGCAGUCGACUAUGUCAAUGCGCAUGCUACGUCUACGGUGGUGGGCGACGCCGCGGAGAACGCGGCCAUCAAGACUCUCCUCCUCUCCCCCGGGGGGAAAGAGAAGGCUGCGGAUGUGAACAUCAGUAGCACCAAGGGCGCUGUUGGACAUUUACUCGGCGGAGCGGGGGCCAUCGAGGCGCUGUUCACGAUCCUGGCGAUUCACGAGAAUGUGAUGCCUCCGACGGUUAACUUGGAGCGGUUGGCUGAUGGCUUCGACUGCAACUAUGCGCCCAAGGCGGCGCAGGAGCGCCGCAUCGAUGUGGCGCUGACGAACAGCUUCGGCUUCGGAGGGACCAACAGUAGGCCUCACGUGACCACCCGAUGCGGAGCCCCGAUCGAUCGGAUCACGGGGAUCCAGAACCACCUACGCUCACUCCGCCAUCACCUUUCUCUGAUCCCGCCUGGUUGCCGGUUCAGAUCACUCGCUCUAUUGUGUAAUUGGUCUUUUUUGACGACUGGGUUUUUCUUGGAUUGUUUUGGAGCUGCCUUGGUCACGAUGGCUGCCAACGGCGAUAGCGGUAAAGGUGCAGGCGCAGGCAGUCUGGUCGAUGCGUCGGGGUACAAGUAUUCGGACAAAGACACAAAACAGGGGAAGAUCAAGCUGAAGAAGGCGGCGAAGCUGGGGGGAAAGAAGAAGAAUGACGAACCCCCCGAGUCGCCCGGUUCCUCGCCGAUCCUCCCCGAAAUCGACGAAAAGACCCUCGCGGCGUUCCCAACUGGCAAGCCGCGCGAGGAAGACCAUCUCGAGACAGUCAUCUGCAAGACGUGCAAGCGACCCGUGCUGAAGACGACGGCGGCGGAGCACAUCCGCGGCUGCAUCAAGGCGAAGCAGGAGAAGGCGCGGCGGAAGAAGGAGGCGCGCGACGCGGCCAACCGGGCCAAGGAGAAGGGCGGGGAUGUCAAGGACGGCGAUGAGGACGCGGACGGCGGCGGCGGUGCGGGCGACGACGCCAUGAAAGGGCAGAAGAGUGCCAAGAAGAGCGCCGUCAAGGGCAUGGCGGACGACGGCACGAAGAAGGGCAAGAAGCGCAAGGCUGGGGUCGAGGGCGGCGACGAUGACAAGGAUACCAAGGAGCCCAAGAAGAAGAAGAAAAAGGAGGAGCCCAAGCCCAAGGCGCCCAAGCCUAAGGGACCCGUGGAUGUCGAGAAGCAGUGCGGUGUCACCCUUCCGAAUGGCGCGCAGUGUGCGCGCUCGUUGACGUGCAAGAGCCAUUCGAUGGGUGCGAAGCGCGCGGUGCCGGGUCGGUCCCUGCCGUAUGAUAUGCUGUUGCAGGCGUAUCAGAAGAAGAAUCAGGCGAGGCAGCAGACAGAAGCGGCAAUCGAUGCCAAUGCUCCGCUCCAGGAUGAUCUGGAGAAUAACGGUCCCGUGGAUUCGGACGAGGAGAAGGACGCCGUCAUGGCGGCGAUUGCGCGGUCCCAUCCCAGGCCGCUUGUCACGCAUACGCUCAUCUCGACCAAGAAGAAGUACCAGUACGUCCGGAUCAAGGAAAUGCUCUCGCAUGCGCUGGGGGGUGCGCGCGGCGGCGGGCUCUUCUCGACCGGCGACAUGUCUCCGCCCAUGGAUGGGAAUUUGUUCCAGCCCGUCGGAGACAUCACGCUGUCUCCUAAUCUCCCUUCACACGGUAGCGCUGCUGCAGACAAUGCGGGUGACACCGCAAACCAGACGCCGGCGCAGGCAGCGAAGAAACUGCCCCUGACGACGGGGGCUUCUUAA
Molecule: messenger RNA, 2367 nt
Organism: Aspergillus terreus NIH2624
Lineage: Eukaryota; Fungi; Ascomycota; Eurotiomycetes; Eurotiales; Aspergillaceae
Exons: 9
Coding region: 1-2367 (788 amino acids)
Biological process (GO): fatty acid biosynthetic process
Molecular function (GO): 3-oxoacyl-[acyl-carrier-protein] synthase activity
Source: RefSeq, a predicted model, not a curated record